Messenger RNA from Melozone crissalis (California towhee), 6610 nucleotides. It is a transcript of the gene SLMAP, whose product is annotated as sarcolemma associated protein. The record is from RefSeq and is a predicted model, not a curated record. Gene Ontology annotation, biological process: regulation of membrane depolarization during cardiac muscle cell action potential; protein localization to plasma membrane; acrosome assembly. NCBI's taxonomy places the organism in Eukaryota, Metazoa, Chordata, Aves, Passeriformes, Passerellidae. Gene Ontology annotation, molecular function: protein binding. The transcript is spliced from 24 exons. Gene Ontology annotation, cellular component: acrosomal membrane. The coding region runs from base 937 to 3465 and encodes 842 amino acids.
GCACUUCCCGGGGCAGCCCCCGCUGCCCGGCCCUGCGGAGCCGCCGCCGAGGGACGCACAACGACCCCACCACCGGCCGGAGCCGCCGCCGGGGAGCGACCUGUCAGGGCACCUCGCAGGCCGGCCCCGAGAACCCUUCCCACGCGUCGGUUUGUCCCCGGGAGAAGGCGAGUUGGGAGCCUCUCCAUGCCUUAUCAAGUUCCUUAUCUGAGCGGCUCCCAGAAGCUGUAGAGCAGUUCAGCUUUAUCUGGUGUAAGGGAGAAAAACAGUGUAGCUCUCGCACUCCAUCCUGUGUCGAGGACCACCUAUUCUGCUGGGGUUUAUCACACGAAGAUGAUGAAAUGCGGAUUGCUGAGUGAACCAUUAGGUCCCUGUUGUGAAACGAGGGCUUUGUAUUCGCCUUCCAGUUCCUGAUCUGUGCCGUGUGUGAGAGGACGCUAAUCUUUCUCCUUCAUCCCCCUUCCCUAAACCUUUCCUUGCUUCCAUGUUGCAUUGGUCAGACUUUUGGUCAGUGUUGUUUACGGAAGGAGGGGGGAAGAAGGCAGUUGAGGUUACAAACAAAAGUACUUGUAUGACUCAUUUACUUGGAUUUAAGACAUUGUAUCCUUCUUUCACGGGGCCUUUGCUUCUCUCUGAAGGAAUCAGAUGCUUUUUCCUAUUCUUCCAGACGAGGAUGGAUUGAAAGUUGUACGUUUUAGACUUUUUUUGGGCCACUGCUGAUAUUAUUAAAAGACAUAAUGGGACUUUUUCACUGGAUUAUUGCCAGAAUUAGUUUACACACUGAAACAAUGAGUUGUUAGGCCUCUCAUAUGAUAAUAUUUGUCCUGCUUUAAUAUAAAGUUGCUGUGGAGGUGUUUUUAAAAUUGCGGAGGACAGUCUGCAUCAGAAGAGGCUCUCUUCAUCUCUGGUUGGUGUGGCAACCACAAUCUGUCCUCGAUGCCUUCAGCCUUGGCCAUCUUCACUUGCCGCCCGAACUCCCACCCGUUUCAGGAGCGUCAUGUCUACCUGGACGAGCCUGUCAAGAUCGGCCGCUCGGUGGCUCGCUGCCGGCCAGCCCAGAACAAUGCCACCUUUGACUGCAAGGUGCUCUCCAGGAACCAUGCUCUGGUCUGGUUUGAUCACAAGACAGGCAAGUUCUAUCUUCAAGACACUAAAAGUAGUAAUGGUACCUUUAUUAAUAGUCAGAGACUGAGUAGAGGAUCUGAGGAAAGCCCACCAUGUGAAAUUAUGUCAGGUGACAUAAUCCAGUUUGGUGUAGAUGUGACGGAGAACACGCGGAAAGUGACCCAUGGAUGUAUAGUCUCCACAAUCAAACUGUUCCUUCCAGAUGGAAUGGAAGCUCGAUUGCGAUCAGAUGUUAUCCAUGCGCCAUUACCAAGUCCUGUUGACAAGGUUGCUGCUAACACUCCCAGUAUGUAUUCUCAGGAAUUGUUUCAGCUUUCACAGUAUCUACAAGAAGCCUUACAUCGGGAACAAAUGUUGGAACAGAAGCUGGCAACCCUUCAGCGACUACUUGCUGUCACACAAGAGGCUUCAGAUACUAGUUGGCAGGCUUUAAUAGAUGAAGACAGGCUGCUAUCAAGACUAGAGGUUAUGGGAAAUCAGUUGCAAGCUUGUUCAAAGAAUCAAACAGAAGACAGUAUACGAAAAGAGCUUAUAGCAUUACAGGAAGACAAACACAACUAUGAGACAACAGCCAAAGAGUCCCUGAGGCGGGUCCUUCAGGAGAAAAUUGAAGUGGUCAGAAAACUAUCUGAAGUGGAGCGGAGUUUAAGUAACACAGAAGAUGAAUGUACACACCUGAAAGAGAUGAAUGAGCGGACUCAGGAAGAAUUAAGGGAAUUAGCUAAUAAGUACAAUGGAGCUGUAAAUGAAAUUAAAGAUCUUUCUGACAAGCUAAAGGUAGCAGAAGGAAGACAAGAAGAAAUCCAACAAAAAGGACUGGCUGAGAAAAAGGAAUUGCAGCAUAAAAUAGAUGAAAUGGAAGAAAGAGAGCAAGAGCUUCAAGCAAAAAUAGAAGCUUUGCAGGCUGAUAACGACUUCACCAAUGAGCGGCUGACUGCUUUACAAGUACGGUUAGAACACCUGCAAGAGAAAACUCUUAAAGAACACAACAGCUUAGGCAUACAAGUUGACGACUUCAUACCUAAAAUUAAUGGGAGCACAGAGAAAGAGCACUUUCUUUCAAAGAGUGGAGGGGACUGCACUUUUAUUCAUCAAUUCAUAGAAUGUCAGAACAAGAUCAUAGAUGAAGGACAUCUAACCAAAGUGGAAGAAACAAAGCUUUUGAAAGAAAACCAAGCACGAGUCAAAGAAUCGAACGAUUUGUCUGACACCCUUAGCCCAAGCAAGGAAAAAAGCAGCGACGACACUACAGAUGCUCAAAUGGAUGACCAAGAUCUAAAUGAACCUAUUGUCAAAGUAGCUCUUCUAAAAGAUGAAUUGCAGGGUGCACAAUCAGAAACUGAGGCUAAGCAAGAAAUUCAGCAACUGCACAAGGAGCUGAUUGAAGCCCAAGAGCUAGCUAGGACAAGUAAACAAAAAUGCUUUGAACUUCAAGCUCUCUUGGAAGAAGAGAGAAAAGCAUAUCGAGUGCAAGUUGAAGAAUCCAACAAGCAAAUAAAUGCCCUGCAAGCUCAGUUGCGAAGGUUACAGGAAGAAAUUGAGAAUCUUCGCAAGGAGAAGGAGAAUGAAAUUUCAGCCACUCGAAAUGAACUAGUCAGUGCUCAAAAUGAGAUUCUGUCACUUCAAAAAGUAGCAGAAAAAGCAGCCUCAGAACGAGACACAGAUAUUUCUGCCUUGCAAGCUGAGCUGCAGACAGUGCGAGCAGAGCUUGACCGCUGGAGGAACGAUGCCUCGGACUAUGAAAAAGAAAUUGUCAAUCUGCAGUCCCGGUUCCAGCUCAAGUGCCAGCAGUGUGAGGAGCAGCAGAGGGAGGAGGCCUCUCGCCUGAAAGAUGAACUUGAAAAGCUGAAGGCAGAGUGGAUUGCUCUGGAAGCUGAAUGUGUUAAACUGAGGAAGGAAAAUACUUCACUUACAUCUGAACUUCAGCGACAAGAGAAGGAGCUUUCUAGCUCUCAGAAACAGAGUUUAGCACUAACCAGCGAUAUAAGUGUUCUUGAAAUGUCUCGGAAGGAACUUGAAAAUCAGAUGGGAUCACUGAGAGAAAAACAUCAGCGGGAUGCAGCCAGUCUGAAAACUCAACUCAGUGAAGCUGAAAGUCAAGCAAAAGAUUUUCAGAAAGAGUAUGAAAGAACACAGACUGUGCUCUCAGAGCUGAAGGCCAAGUAUGAGGUGGCUGAACAACAAAACCAGUCACUCACGGAGGAGCUCAAACAAUGUAAAGAAAACCUGAAGCUGCUACAAGAAAAAGGAAACAAUCCUUCCAUAUUACAACCCGUCCCAGCCGUAUUCAUCGGCCUAAUCCUGGCUUUCCUGUAUUGGUGUUACGGCCCAUUGUGGUAGCGAAAGAACUGCUCCUGGAAAGCAGAAACAAACCCUAGUAAUUGCUCUAUGUCCCUGGAGUCCUUAACAGAGCAUCUGCAGACAUGACAGGAACACGACCUGCUCCGGGAUCCCUGCAGUUUCAGCCAUGGCAGAGAUCAGUUCAUGCCUUCCUGUUUCAGUGCUCUGUGUGUGCCCGCUGCUGCGGCACUGCAAAGAAGAUGACUUUAUUUUCCUGCUGCAAAGAGGUUGAAAUCUUAACAUCCUGAACAUAUGGAAGGAGAUUUUUCUCUGACUGUCAAAAAUCUCAUAAAAUGUAAGCUGGGGGGAGAGGGGAGGCCACGUGCAUGCUCAAUGUUCAAGAAGAACCUAUUUGUGCUCAGUGUAAUGACAAUAUUUUUCAGUUGCAACUCUCCUGUGCAGAAGUUUAAUCUCCCUACUGUGGACAGAGUGAGAGCAAUGAGAGCUACAUCACUUUUAACAUGGCCAGUUUUCUAAGAACAAAAGCAAUCUGUGUCAAGUAUGUGAUUUGGGUCAUUUUUGCACCUUGUUUUUGGUCUGUGAUUCUAUUUAUGCCCUGGCCAGUUCUUCCACUCCCCAGCCUUGAAAGAAAGUACUUGUGGUUGAUAACUAAGAGCAAAGAGACUGGUUUCCUAGAUCUGAUCUGAGCACCAUUGCCUUUAUUUAUGUAAACAGUGACAUCAUCUUCUAUUGCAGAACGGGAACCCUGAACAGUUACAGGAGAGCAAAUUUGGGAAGUGUCCUUAUAAGACAAGUAUGAUUCAUCUUCCAAUGUGUACAUUUCAGAAAGAUGCUGUAUCCUGAGUCAGAUAAGUUCUGUGAAUCUGACUUUACUCCAGCUCAAACUGUCAUGUAUUAGCAAAAAUUAAUCACUUUUUUUUCCUUUUAAACUAUUUGAAAAGUGGUGCUUGCAGCCUGCUGGGAGUGUUCAGAGCAGCAGACUCAGCUUUUUUGUCCCCUUUCAGCUUCUCCAGAAAUCUGCUUUUGCACUCCUCCAAAAGCCUUUUGUGAGUGGUGCCUGACCCAUCCAGUGACGGUAAGGGCUGCCUUGUUCCUGGGAUUCAGUGUCAGUCAGCCAGGGAUGGUGUUCAGGGCAUGCUGAACUGCCAGUAAAGCACUUGGUUCCCUUCUGGGGGAGUUUGCUGAUGCCUGUUAGAAAAUCCCACCACAGCCAGGGUCAGUCUCUUCUCCAUCACACAGCAUGGGGAAAUAUGCAUCCUUUCUGGCCAGAGCUGGAAAAGCAAAACCAUAGAGCACAGUAUGGCUGAGCUGCUGCCAGGGGUGAACAUCUGCUCUACAGCUUGUCAUUCAGCCCUUAAAGAUGUUCUGUGAGCAGCCAAGAGCUCUGGCCUGGCUGGGUUCCUGCAUCUGUUUUGUACCUGAAUGGGAAAUCGCUCUCUCCAAAGGGAAGGGCUGCAGAUUGGCAGGCUCCCUCUCUGUGCCAGCUGCACGUGUGCAGCACUGCAUGGACCUGCUCCUGGAGAGAGAAAACCCUGCUUUCUCCUCACCUGGAUUUUCUGUGCCAUAUUCACUGAGAAGAACUGCUCCUGUAGUGAAUCACCAUGAGGGAAGUAGACAAAAGCUCCCCAUUUCCUAGGACCUGCCCUGCUGCAGGGACAUGUGUCUGUGCCUCUUCUUGCUGUUAGGAAGUGACUACAUCUGUGCUGGUCAGGCAGGGACAGGAGGCUGAAAGUUCUUUGGGUUGGAUUUGUUUGUUUGUUUAGAAAUUAACAAGUGUUUAGCAAGCAUUAGUGAUUGUUUCCAGUGAAUUUACUUCCAAACUUGGCCUCGUGUCAUGGGAAAGGCUGGGGUUAAGUGCUGUUGGACAUUGGGAGGUGCCAUGGCCCAGUGUCCCCCAGCCGUGUCCCAAACCAGAGACCCUUCUGUCCUCUCUGAAUUGUUUUCUCCAUGAAUGAAGGCAAAUGUUGCAUUACAGGGGCAGAACAGCAUCCCCCAACCUUCCUUGUCUAGAAGCUGUUGCCACUUUUCCUUGGCUUUAAGCCAUGGCUGGCUCAGCCAACCCUUGGUUCAGAUUCCUGAUUUCUCUGCUCUGCUCGGUGCCUUUUCCCGUUGUCCCCAUCAGCCUGGGCUGGCCCUGCCAAAGGCUCUGGUGCUGCUGAGCUGCUUUGGGGAGGUUACCAGCUUGCUUUUCAUGGCUUCUGCCAGGUUUCACUUCUCUAAUGCCUGAGUUUCACAUUUAAACCUGAGGAAAAUCACAUCUGAAGGUGUUGUGGCUUUCCAGCUCCCUUUGGGAGGGUGGCUCCCUGAUGGCACUUUGUGCUUUGUUUUGAGCUUACCAAGCGUCUUCACCCUCAUCUCAAAGCAGCAGCUUUAUAAAACCAGCUGGCAGAAGUGAGAUGGUUUGGGGCAUCUCACAAACAUGCACCAGUUCCUCACUGGGGCCAAAUUACAGCAGGGCCCCAAACAGAUGCUCAGUGUGCCCAGAGCUCAGGGCUGCUGCCCUGGCUGACAUGCAGGGCAAGCAGCUUUCACUCCUCCUGUUUCCAGGAAGGUGAGUAGAUUUGGACCAGUUUGGGAGAAGCUGAUGCUCAUUUGGAGAAGAUUUUGGGUGCCAUCUUCAUGUGAUGAUUCUCAGUAGUAUCCUUGAGAUACCAUUUAUUCAGAAGAUUUGCUGUGCCUGCUAACUUUAGGGAUGUGUUUCUUGCCUGGUCUUACUAUGAUCCUGGUGAGCCAUCUGGAAAUUUCAUCCUGUGAUUACUCCAGGAUCUGGAAGACCUUUUGUAACUACUAAUCCUAGAAACAGAUUUUUCCUUCAUCCUGUCUGUCAACACAGCCUUUAACUUAUUUUUAUGGGCUUCAGCACAUGUUUGAAGCAUCACUGCCUUAGGAUACAAUUUAUUUUUGCCAGAGUAUCUCAGUGCUCCUUAUAUCUACUUAUAGCACUUUCUGAGGAACAGCUGUUUUGUGGGUAUUUAUUAGGAUCUUCUGUGUCCUUCAAAACUUGACACAUCUCUGUUUCACACCUAGAACAGGACUCAGUGUGACUUAGCAUGCCAUGAGCAUGAGAUCCUAGGAAAUUAUGCUUUUUGCUGCCAUGUAUUUUGCUGCAAAAAAAAUUGAGUAAUGUUCUCAUUGGUAAGAUGUGAUAAAUGUUUCAUUUAAAAAUAUUGAUGCAAUUAAGGCA